AAAAAAGAGCUGGCGCUGUUUUCUCUGGGCAGCGACCGCUAAAACCGACCGCAAAGCACCUAAAACAUGCUGCGCAUCACCCUCGUAGCUGCCCUCUUGGGCGGCGCUGCCGCGCAGGUUGGGUGCGUCGACAGCGCCGAGCCCCGCGCGUCUUUUUUCACUUCCCCCCCCGCGCAGCUCGCACCAGUCGAUGGCCGGCUACGACUCCGCCUCGGACGUCGGACCCCACGCGAUGAUCGACCUCGACAUGGAGGAGUUCGAGAAACAGGUCGGGUAUAAGACCACCGCCGGCUUCGCCGAGGCGCUCCGCAUCUACGAGUUCGGCGGCAACGGGACAUGCGUGAACGCCAACGACAACGGCGCCGGCUGCGCGGCGGGCGCCGCCUAUGGCAACUCCCGCAAGUCCGAUUCGAUCCGCACGCUCAAGGGCUUCGCGACGAAGGAUUACUCUACGGCCAAACUCCGGGGCACGGACGGAGGCAAGUACGGUGAGAAGUUGCCCCCGAUCUACGCCUGCUACUGGAACGACUGGGCGUGGGCGGACUCGUUCGUCACGAAUACCUACACGAACGUCAAAGACAACGGGCGGGCCGAGCUCAUGAAGAAGGGCGCCAACUACCAGGCGGUCUGGAUGUACGUGCUCCACGAGCUUGAGGACGCCAUCGGCGACUGCUACGCCGGUGACAUCACCGCCAACGACGCGACCCCGACCGGCGGCGCGCCGCACGCGUGGGACGAGGGCUGGGCCUUCUACGCCGGCUCUCUGGUCGCGGCGACGGCGGCCGACUCGGCCAUGGAAGGCACGGGCCUUCAGAAGGAGGGCACGUUGAUUUGGGAGCUCUCGGAGAAGCGCGGGAAAGACUUCGGCACCCUCGACACCACCGGUCCGUCCAAGGCGAACGUCGGACUUGUUACCGAUUUCAAGAGUGGCCGCGACAAAAUCAUUGCCGCUGACUGCGCCGGUGCCGAGCCCGUCAUCGAUGAUAUUAUCAAGAAGAUGACGAUCCCGCUCAUCCAGGGCACGAUCAAGUACGCGUGGAAGGCGGACCCGGCGAACGCUGGCGACUGCUCCGCCGACGCCGGCAAGACCGCCCUGACCGCCAGCGACGAUUGCGUCAAGUCGUGGACCGAGGGCUGGGCGUUCGCCGCGGCUCUGCUCCCGCAGCUCGACCAGUGCGACCCCGAGGUGGCUUCCGUGGUCCGCCACAACCUCGACGCCGGGGCGAACGAGCCGAUGAAGUGCGGCUUUGCCACCGUCAAGACGGCCAUCGAAUCUUGCUACACCAAGCUGGGCGUGACCUGUGCCGACAUCGGUGCGUUCCAGAGCAGCGGCGUCGUCUACGCUGGCGCGGAAGCGUGCACCGCCAUCCCCGCGAAGCCGGCUUUGGCCACGUGCUCCGCCAAUUUCCCCGCCACCGCCGCGCCCAUCCCCGUGGCCGGUUGCGAGGCGCCCGCCUCGGACGACGCCACGGCGCCCGCGCUCGCGCUCGGCGCCGCGGCCGCGGCCGCGGGUGCGGCGCUCCUCCUUUGA
This is a messenger RNA of Pelagomonas calceolata, 1531 nucleotides long. The record is from the annotation of a GenBank genome assembly. Lineage: Eukaryota; Pelagophyceae; Pelagomonadales; Pelagomonadaceae.